CAUGCGGGGCUGCCGCGGCCGGGCGCCCUCCUCCGCGCUGGUCUCCGCUGGCCUCCGCUGGCCUCCGCUGGCACGGUCGCCAGGACGUCCCGCCCGAGCCCCGGAGCCCCGGCCGAGCGCUCCCCGGUUCCAGAUCUGCCCCGGCAGUCGCCACAGAACCUGGCCCAGUGAAUGGGUAGGGGACACGGGGUGUGCAGAAGGCAGGCAGUGUAGAACAUGCCUCCGCCACCCCAAUCUUCUGCCGCUGCCCAAGGCCACGCUCACCUGUGCUCAUGGCCCACACGGGCCCAUCACUCCCUGGCGUGUUCGACGUUCUAGGCACGGCAGGCCAGGACAAGCUCUUGCAUCUGAAGCACAAACUGAAGACCCUGCGUACCGGCUGCCAGGGGGCCAGCCUCCUACACGCCAUGGUGCUCCUGACCCUGGGCCAGGACACGGAGGCCAGGAUCUCUCUGGAGGCGCUGAAGGCAGACGCGGUGGCCCGGCUGGUGGCCCGCCAGUGGGCCGGCGUGGACAGCGUGGACAGCACUGAGGCCCCCGAGGAGCCUCCUGACGUGUCCUGGGCCGUCGCCCGCCUGUACCACCUGCUGGCCGAGGAGAAGCUGUGCCCAGCCUCGCUGCGGGACUUGGCCUACCAAGCAGCCCUCCGUGACCUUGGCUCCAGGGAUGACUGCCGGCUGCGGGAGCUCCAGGUGGAGGCCCAGGACCGGUGUGGGUGGGAUGUUGUCAGGGACCCGAGGAGCUUCCAGACCCUCCACUCCGACCUGGGCUGCCUUCCAGCGUCCUCCACUCCACCCUCUGGGACCCGCAGCCUUCCUCGCCCCAUCGACGACCUGUCAGGCUGGAGCCGAGGGUGCUCCCUGAGAUCCACCAGCCCAGCUUCACUGGCCAGCAACUUGGAAAUCAGCCAGUCACCCACCGUGCCCCUCCUCAGCCUGCACCGCAGCCCCCGCGGGCCCAGCAAGCUCUGUGACGGCCCUCGGGCCAGCCCGGUGCCCGAGCCUGUCCCUAGUGGCUGCCAGGAGCCUGAGGAGAUGAGCUGGCCCCCGUCGGGGGAGAUUGCUGGCUCCCCAGAGCUUCCAGAGGCAGCCCCAGAUCCAGCCCCCGCUGGCCUCCCUGGCACCCCUAAGGUUCCGGAAGCCAGCACGCACUACCCGGCGGAGUGCACUGAGGUGCCUGCAGCCCCUGGGCCUGUCUCCCCGCCCAGCCCGGAGCCUGCCGGAAAGCCCCGCCCCGUCAAAGACCAGAUGCCGCUCCAGCUUUCUCAGGAAGACACCCUGCGCCCGGGUAUCAAGCCAUGGCCACCUGCUCCCUCCGUCCCCGAAACGCCGCUCCCCUCUCCUCCUCCUCCACCGUCCCCUUGUUCGACCUACCUGGCCUCCUCGUCCCCAGGGGCUUCGUCCCCCGAGGUGUCAUCGGAGCAGAAGUUCUAUAACUUUGUGGUCCUCCACGCCAAGGCAGACGAACAUGUCGCCCUGCGGGUCAGGGAGAAGCUGGAGGCCCUUGGCGUGUCCGACGGGGCCACCUUCUGCGAGGACUUCCAGGUGCCCGGGCGUGGGGAGCUGCGCUGCCUGCAGGACGCCAUAGACCACUCGGCCUUCGUCAUCCUACUGCUCACCCCCAGCUUUGACUGUCGCCUGAGCCUGCACCAGGUGUGCCAAGCCCUGAUGAGCAGCUUCACGCGACACGGGUGGCAGGACUGCGUGGUCCCCUUCCUGCCCCUGGAGAGCUCCCCGGCCCAGCUCCGCUCGGACACGGCCAGCCUGCUCGCCGGCCUGGUGUGGCUGGAGGAGCACUCCCCGGUCUUCGCCAGGAAGGUAGCCAACACCUUCAAGCUCCAGAAGCUUCGGCUCCGCAAGGCCAACUGGAAGAAGGAACAGGACGCCCGGGCGCUGCGGGAGCAGAGCCAACACCUGGAGGGUGAGCGGGUGCAGGCCGCGGCCCUGAACACCGCGUAUUCCACCUACCUCCAGAGCUACUUGGCCUGGCAGGCGCAGAUGGAGCAGCUCCAGGUGGCUUUUGGGAGCCACAUGUCAUUGGGGACUGGGAUGCCCUUUAGGGCUCCGGGACCCUUUGCCGGGGGGCAGGUGCCCCAGGGAGCCCCACCACCCUUCCCCACCUGGCUGGGCUGCCCGCAGCCACCGCCCCGGCUGCACCCGUGGCAGGCGGGCACCCCGCCAGUGGCCUUCCCGCAGCCACCUUCACCGGCCUUCCCCACAGCGUCCCCUCCGCCCCCUCCGAGCCCGGGACUGCAGCCCCUCAUCAUCCACCACGCUCAGAUGGUGCAACUGGGACUCAACAACCACAUGUGGAACCAGCGAGGGGCCCAGACGCCUGAGGACAAGACGCAGGAGGCCGAGUGACCUGCGUCCAGGUCAGGGGAACAUACUUGGGCCUGGUGCGGGCUUUGGGCAGGAACUUGGGGACCCCCCUCCCCACCCUGGGGGACAGCGGAAGGCCGGGUCACCUGCUGAGCUCAGGACACUGCCCCGGGGCCCUUCAUUUCUCAGGAAACAGAGCAAAAUGGGCUUUGAGGACUUUCUGGCCUUCUGGGUGGCCGAAAGGGGAUACUGUUUACAUUUUCAGUCGGUCUCUGGGUGGGGGGCUCUUGGUGGUGGGGGAUGUUUGUAGGGUCUUUUAAUUCUAAUAAAUAUUUAUUGAACGCU
Lemur catta (Ring-tailed lemur) is the source of this 2666-nucleotide messenger RNA. RefSeq names its product toll like receptor adaptor molecule 1 (gene TICAM1). Gene Ontology annotation, molecular function: protein kinase binding. The transcript has 2 exons. Gene Ontology annotation, biological process: TRIF-dependent toll-like receptor signaling pathway; positive regulation of cytokine production involved in inflammatory response; positive regulation of natural killer cell activation. The coding region runs from base 273 to 2363 and encodes 696 amino acids. Lineage: Eukaryota; Metazoa; Chordata; Mammalia; Primates; Lemuridae. The record is from RefSeq and is a predicted model, not a curated record.